UCACUGUCAAUUACAUGUUUGAAAAUGGCCGGCAUGUUUGAAUAGAUUUCUUUUAUUUCAUAGGGAAAACGUUUAGAUAAAACAAGAUGGUAAAAUUGACAGCUGAAUUAAUAGAACAGUCGGCCCAGUAUACAAACCCAGUUCGUGACAGGGAGCUGGAUUUAAGAGGUUACAAAAUUCCAGUGAUUGAGAAUAUGGGUGCAACUCUGGACCAGUUUGACACUAUUGAUCUAUCAGACAACGACAUAAGGAAAUUCGAUGGAUUCCCUAUUCUUCUCCGACUAAAAACUGUUUUACUCAAUAACAACAGAGUUGUAAGAAUUGGUGAGGACUUGCAUGAAUGUCUUCCCAACUUAGAAUCAUUGGUUCUUUCCAACAACAGCAUGACAGAGUUAGGGGACUUGGAUCCACUCUCCAAUUUGAAAUCAUUACAACACCUCAGUUUACUCCGAAAUCCUGUCCAGUCAAAGAAACAUUACAGAUUAUACAUUGUUCAUAAGAUUCCUCAACUGAGAGUGUUGGACUUUCAAAGAAUCAGGCAGAAGGAAAGAGAGGCAGCUGCUAAAAUGUUUAAAGGCAAAAAAGGACAAGCUCUUGCCUCAGAUAUUGGUAAACGCAGUAAAACAUUUGUACCUGGAGAGAAGAUUCCUGAGAAGAAAACCGGGCCAUCUAAGGAAGACAUAGAACUCAUCAAGAUGGCAAUUGCCAAAGCUAAAACUCUGAAUGAAGUGGAGAGAUUAAACCAAAUGCUUAAAACAGGAGUCAUCCCAGGCAAGGAGUUGAAAAAACUCAGGGGGGAGAGGGUAGAGGAAGAGGAGGAUGAGGAUAUGGAGGUGGUCAAUGGAACCUGAGAGAGGGGACACGGGCUGGUCUCAGCUACCCACACUUACCCACGUAUUUGUAAAUAGAGAAUAUCGCCAGGUCGACCCAUCACUUGAUCAUAAAUCAUCUUCUUGUGUAUAUAUCUAUGUCUCUUUGCCUUGGUUGGUCAGAUUAUGAACACUGAUAAGAACAGACUACUACUACUAUGUCAAUAGUCCAAUAAAGGCAGAGAGAAAGCAGU
Magallana angulata is the source of this 1063-nucleotide messenger RNA. Its product is annotated as U2 small nuclear ribonucleoprotein A'-like. Gene Ontology annotation, cellular component: U2 snRNP. Gene Ontology annotation, molecular function: protein binding; U2 snRNA binding. The transcript has 9 exons. Bases 87 to 851 code for a protein of 254 amino acids. The record is from RefSeq and is a predicted model, not a curated record. Lineage: Eukaryota; Metazoa; Mollusca; Bivalvia; Ostreida; Ostreidae. Gene Ontology annotation, biological process: mRNA splicing, via spliceosome.